Molecule: messenger RNA, 1272 nt
Organism: Drosophila bipectinata
Lineage: Eukaryota; Metazoa; Arthropoda; Insecta; Diptera; Drosophilidae
Product: glyceraldehyde-3-phosphate dehydrogenase 2
Biological process (GO): glucose metabolic process; glycolytic process
Cellular component (GO): cytosol
Molecular function (GO): NAD binding; glyceraldehyde-3-phosphate dehydrogenase (NAD+) (phosphorylating) activity; NADP binding
Source: RefSeq, a predicted model, not a curated record
CACUGUAGCCACAGUCGGUUCUCAGCAAGCGAAAGGAGCGGAAGUUAAAUUUGCAACAGCCAAAGAAAAUUAACUUAUUUUAACUAUAACCAUGUCGAAGAUCGGAAUUAACGGAUUUGGCCGCAUCGGCCGUCUGGUUCUGCGUGCCGCCAUCGAUAAGGGCGCCAACGUGGUGGCCGUCAACGAUCCCUUCAUCGAUGUCAACUACAUGGUUUACCUGUUCAAAUUCGACUCCACCCAUGGACGUUUCAAGGGCACCGUCGCCGCUGAGGGCGGCUUCCUGGUCGUCAACGGCCAGAAGAUCACCGUUUUCAGCGAACGCGACCCCGCUAACAUCAACUGGGCCAGCGCUGGCGCUGAGUACGUUGUUGAGUCGACUGGUGUCUUCACCACCACCGAAAAGGCCUCCACCCACUUGAAGGGCGGUGCCAAGAAGGUGGUCAUCUCUGCCCCCUCGGCCGAUGCUCCCAUGUUCGUCUGCGGCGUCAACCUGGAUGCCUACAGCCCCGACAUGAAGGUGGUCUCCAAUGCCUCCUGCACCACCAACUGCCUGGCUCCCCUCGCCAAGGUCAUCAACGACAACUUCGAGAUCGUUGAGGGUCUGAUGACCACCGUGCACGCCACCACUGCCACCCAGAAGACCGUCGAUGGACCUUCCGGCAAGCUGUGGCGCGAUGGACGUGGCGCUGCCCAGAACAUCAUCCCGGCAUCCACCGGUGCCGCCAAGGCCGUCGGCAAGGUCAUCCCUGCCCUCAACGGCAAACUGACUGGCAUGGCCUUCCGUGUGCCCACCCCCAACGUGUCCGUUGUGGAUCUGACCGUGCGCCUGGGCAAGGGUGCCACCUAUGACGAAAUUAAGGCUAAGGUUCAGGAGGCUGCCAACGGACCCCUGAAGGGUAUCCUCGGCUACACCGAUGAGGAGGUCGUCUCCACCGACUUCCUCAGCGACACCCACUCGUCGGUGUUCGAUGCCAAGGCUGGCAUUUCGCUGAACGACAAGUUCGUCAAGCUCAUCUCCUGGUACGACAACGAGUUCGGUUACUCCAACCGUGUCAUCGAUCUGAUCAAGUACAUGCAGAGCAAGGACUAAAUAUCUAUAGCUUCUCGGUACUAAAAUCUAUAAAUCGGCAACGGUGCGUCGACUAGAAUAGCUGAGACGGCCACGCAGCGGAAAAUUGGAAAAAUUAAAUACAUACCACACCAUACAUGAAUAUGUUUAUUGUUAUAUAAUAAAGUAUCACUUUGCGUGUAUUUGUUCAAAAUUGCCGAAAA